ACGGUGUCGCGCGGUUUCAGCGUUUCGUACUCAAAACUACCGGAUUUUGAAACGGGGGAAACCGUUUCCGGGAAACUCGUGAUAAAACGCUCACAGUGCAUUAGAAACGUAAACGAAAUUCGGCGACGCGAUUGCCCUGUAGACAGGGAGCACACCGCUUUCGGGCUAUUCUAUUUAUAGCAUCAGCUGUUGCAAUAUAAAGAUUGGCUACGCUACGUACCGAGGCAGCCUCCUGUCUGUAACGAAAGGGCGGCGGUGUUUGGGGGAUCAGCAACGCGGAGGGAUGUGGACCGUGUCAACGUGAGGCGCUUAUCCCUUCACACGACGACAAGGCUCAUAUCGGUGCAUAUUUAAAGCCACCUACUAGCCUACUUCCCACCUCUUCCCACCGCUGGCGUGGUAGCCAUGGCGACCAGCGCAGUGCCGAGUGACAACCUGCCGACUUACAAGCUGGUGGUGGUGGGGGAUGGCGGUGUGGGGAAGAGUGCCCUCACCAUCCAAUUCUUCCAAAAGAUCUUUGUGCCAGACUACGACCCCACCAUAGAAGACUCCUAUCUGAAACACACAGAGAUAGAUGGACAAUGGGCUAUACUCGAUGUGUUGGACACGGCCGGGCAGGAGGAGUUCAGUGCCAUGAGGGAGCAGUACAUGAGGACAGGAGACGGCUUCCUCAUCGUCUUCUCUGUGACGGACAAAGCCAGCUUUGAACACGUCGACAGAUUCCAUCAGCUCAUUCUGCGGGUCAAAGACAGAGAGGCCUUCCCUAUGGUGCUGGUUGCUAACAAAGUGGAUCUGGUCCAUCUGAGGAAGAUCACCAGUGAACAGGGCCAGGAGAUGGCUGCCAAACACAGUAUAACCUACAUUGAAACCAGUGCCAAGGACCCACCUAUGAAUGUGGACAAGGCCUUUCAUGAGCUUGUUCGAGUUAUAAGGCAACAAGUUCCAGAACGGAGUCAUAAGAAGAAAAAGAAAAUGAAAUGGCGAGGGGAGCGCUCCACAGGCUCACACAGGUUCCACUGCAACAUAUUGUGACCCCCCUCAUUGCCCGUGUUAUUCUUACAGAACAUACACAUGCACACACAUGCCCACACACAAACUCAUGAAUUUUUGGACGUCAGGGGACACUUGCACCCCUUCAGUCGCCAACUACUGGAGCACAAAGGGAGGGCAGGAUCGAUGGAGGGUUGGAUGAAGGGAGGGGAUCGAAAGAAGGAGGAAAGGGAAGGAGAACUAAAUCUGAAAUUCCAGAUGGACUGAAAUGGAGUCCGCUCAGCCUGGUGUGAUGUCCUUGGAAUGGCCACCACGGCCCCCUUCCUGAAUUUGGGGUUUCCUUCAAAUGUUUGCAUCCCUUCUCUCAUCUCUGCAUCAAAUCCAGAGCUGCAUUGGUUUAGUGAACUGCCUCUCGGAUCGAGUUCAAUUUUGCCAGCGCGUCCCAGCAGAUGGUUGGACUUGCGUACUGGGAGCGCGAGACAAGAGAGGGCAGUGCAGCCAGAAAAAGUGUCUGCUUGGACUCAGCUGUAUUUUGGGAAAGGAACGUGGCAGGACGGGACCGGAGGGUCACGAUGUUACGAUGGUAACAGAAGCAGGUUAAUAUACCGACUCAUUCCACCGACCUGCUGUUCUCACCUUUCUGUCUCUGUCUUUAUCCCUACCAUUUCAGCCGUGAGAGAAAAAAAAAAGACAUUUGUCUGAAAUCUAGGCUGUUUCCAGUCCACCAUGCCAUGGAAGAACUCCCUUUAUGGAGGGAACAUCAUGAAGGGGUUGGAACGAACUGAUGGACAGAGAAGGGCUGACAAUGUUAUCUUUUUUUUGUUGAAGGAAAUGAAAAUAACUGUUUUGUGAUGUUGUCGACAAGUGAUGAGUGAGCUGUGAUUUUAGGGUGUACAUUGUGGUUGUGUAAUGCUCCAUGGUGUUGCGAAGUCAAACAGAAGGACAGUGGGAAGGGUUCAUUGUUCAAGUCAAAAGGAAAGUGGAUAGAAGCCAAGAAAAAUGUAAGUAAUUGGUUCCCGAAAAUAACGGUCACGUCAGCUGUGGCUGCUGAAUUAACUGGCUACUUAAUGGCAAAAAUAUGUAAAAGACGUUAUUUGAUUGUAAAGGAGAGUGAAAUUGGGCGCUGUUUGUAGUUAUAUUUCAGUGUAAGCCCAACAAGGGCCUACUUUUUCCAGUUAACAAAACUCUUCUCUCAGACUCCUAUAACUGGAAUCUUUUACCCCCACCCUAUUUCAUACAAGUCAGAGUCCCUUUUCAUCAACUGUGAGUAAAAUUAGAAAAGAUGAUCUGAGCAUAGUUUGCCUUCUGUAGUCGUUAUAAAUGCCAUGAUGACUAUGACAAGACCAGAAAUCCUCACCCGGUACCGUACGAACACAGACCUUAAGAUGUCAUGCAGUUUUUUUUUUUAGAUGGUUAGAAAUCAAAGUAAACGCAAGCUAUGUCUGAAACACACACACACACACACACACACACAAAAAGAAAACAGAUUUUAGGCAGCAGUAUAGAAAAGUUCAGCUGUUUUACAAAAAGAUUUGAAAGCGAUUGUUGAAAUGACAGAUGAUAGAAAAUGAGGGCUGCAUAUCUUGGGUUUGAAACGGCCUGGAGAAGCUGUUUUUGCACUACCCACUCACCAAAUGAUGUGUGAAGCCAGUUCAUGUCAGGGCUGUGGAAGAGGAGUUUGCUUUCUUUAGAUUAAAUGAGGAAUAAAAGUGUUUCUCCUGGUGUAGAUUCUGAGCCCAUUAUUAUCUUUAAUCCUAGUCCAAGCGUCCUAUGGUAGUUUAUGCAAAGCUAACUUGGCCCCUUUUAACAUUGCACCAGUUGCUUACUUUGUCAUUUAAGAUUUUGUUGUUAUCCCGUUUGGUCAGGAAUAACCCACUCCACAGCUGGGCUUUGUGGAUCCGGGUUUAAAUCAGAAUUACACAGCUUUAUAAUGUACCAGUGUUACCCCUCUGUUAGCCCAGGACUAAGAGCCAUGUUAGCUUAGCAUUAAAUAUGACUAAGAUCUGUUCUAAGGGGACGGCGGGCAAAAAGACAUUCAUUGUAUGUGAAAUCAGAUAAGUAGAUGGGAAUGUACAAUUUAUUAACCUAUGAAAUGGCGUGUACUGUUAUCGCACUAAAAAGUUGAUUUUUGAGGCUUCUCUGUCUGGGUGAGUUGUCUCUGGAAGAAAGUAACCUUUUUGCACUUUGAAUAGAUUUUCUUACUUUCUAUUGGCAUGGUCCCUUUUUCAAAUCUGUAAAACAAAAGGGAAAGCAUGGUCUAAAUAAUAUGAAUGUAAAAACGACUAUAACAAAGUGAGCGAAUCAAGUUGUAGCCCUAUCUGCCUGUGUGUGUGCCUGUUGCCUUGGAGGAAGGGAUGAGCAUCACAGAGUUGAGACAAAUUGCAAAUCAUUGGUUUGAAAAAUGCUGAUUGAAGCUGUAGUUCCGUAUUUGAAAUUAGGAUGUUGAAUUGAGGGGAUGGUUUGGUAGGAGGGAAUUUCAGAUGUUGAACUGUAACGAAAUCUUUCCUCUGUGUGGAAAGUGAAGUGAUCCUAACAGAGAGACUAAUAGUUUAUUAAUCCAGACUGUAAUAUGGGACUGUUAAAGGUGAAAAGAUUAUUGCUGAGAAUGACUCUAACAUGGCUGUACCAUAUGUUAGGUCUUCCAGCAACAGUCUCCAGGCUGGGGAGAUUUGGGGGGGGGGGGGGGGGACUAUGUGUUUGAAGAAAUGUUAUAUCACGUAUGUUUGAUACUUUUUGUAUUAUUGAUAUGAUUCUUGCAAAGUGUUUUCUAAAGAACUGAAUAAUUUAUUACUGUCCAUGUUACCUCAAUGUGUCCCAGACCUGGACAAAAACUUUUUUUUUUU
This is a messenger RNA of Lampris incognitus (smalleye Pacific opah), 3833 nucleotides long. RefSeq names its product muscle RAS oncogene homolog a (gene mrasa). Gene Ontology annotation, molecular function: GTP binding; GDP binding; GTPase activity. NCBI's taxonomy places the organism in Eukaryota, Metazoa, Chordata, Actinopteri, Lampriformes, Lampridae. The record is from RefSeq and is a predicted model, not a curated record. Gene Ontology annotation, biological process: signal transduction. Bases 406 to 1032 code for a protein of 208 amino acids. Gene Ontology annotation, cellular component: plasma membrane. The transcript is spliced from 6 exons.